ACUGAUGUGUUCUGAACUGUGAUGUAAUUUCAGUGAGCACCCCUAAUUUUGCUGAUUUAUUGCUGCCAAUCGCUCUCAAUGGAAUCUAAUCAAAAAUCCGGGGAUGGACUGACGGGCAUGCAGAAAGAGGUGUCGCUGCGUGCACUCAUUCAGCGCACAGGAUAUCAAUUAUUUCAGGUAGGAACCAGACCCCAAGCAUUUAGUGCUUUAUCCAGUCUAUGACCAAUGCAGUGUUGGAUACUAUCAUAUGGCCCCCACACAAAAGUCAUCCUUCUUUAUGGAGUUUAUGUGUAAUGUGUGGCUCUGAUAAAAGCCAAUGCCUCUCCAUCAGUUUCAAACCUAUUUAUGUGUGUGUGAGCUCUUUCGCUUGGCCUCGGUCAUGACAAGUGAUAAUGGGGCACCACCCUGUGGUGGAAGAGACAAACAACUGGAUCCCUUUGUCUGUUUUUGCUGCAGUCUGGUCCCUGGCAAAUUAAUUUGGUUGGGGAUUCUACAGCUCAUACUUUAUUGUUAUGUGGAUUGUGUGGGAAAUUUGUGCACAACUACAAGAUCAUACCAAAUGAAGAUAUCAGGGAGAUUUCUAUAUGAAUGCUCAAAUCUCUAAUUCGGAAUGAAACCUGCGUUACAAAGGGCUUUAAAGUGGUAGGAUAUCCUUACAAGCCCUGUACCACUGGUUACUCAUUCCGGUUGUUUCCACAGGAGAAUGGUCAGAGGAGGUACGGUGGGCCCCCUCCAGGCUGGGAAGGCCAUCCCCCAGAGAGGGGCAGUGAGAUCUUUGUGGGGAAGCUACCCAGGGACCUCUUCGAGGAUGAGCUGGUCCCCCUCUGUGAGAAAGUAAGAGAUGUUUGCCCAAUUAAAGUAAGAGAUGUUUGCCCAAUUAUAACAGUUCCCAAAGUGUAACCUGUUGUAUGUCCUUGUUUUCAAAUAAAUCCCCUUUCUGUUCACAGUUUGGGAAGAUCUAUGAGGUUCGGAUGAUGAUGGACUUCAAUGGCAAUAAUCGGGGAUAUGCAUUUGUUACCUUCACCACCAAAAAUGAAGCCAAGACCGCCAUGAAACAGCUCAAUAACUAUGAGAUCAGGUAAGCAAUCAUGACACAAUUAAAUGAAAUGGAGAAAAAGCCCUGUGUAGCCUUACGGUCAGCUACCAGAAACCUGUGCCUGAGUCAUGGAAAACUCAUUGCAGGACUACCAACACUCUCUUCAUCAUCAUACAGCAACAAUAUCUGAUUUAAUUGUGUGUAUUGUUGACAAACUAAAUCAAUCUUUCCAUUCAAUUCAAUCCGGUUAUCCUCCAGGAACGGAAGGCUCCUAGGCGUAUGUGCCAGUGUGGACAACUGUCGUCUGUUUGUGGGGGGUAUCCCCAAAUCCAAGAAGAGAGAGGAGAUCCUGAUGGAGAUGAAGAAAGUGACAGAUGGGGUGUUGGAGGUGAUUGUUUACCCCAGUGCUGCGGACAAGACCAAGAACAGGGGCUUCGCCUUUGUGGAGUACGACAGUCACCGCGCUGCAGCCAUGGCCAGAAGGAAACUACUGCCAGGUACUGGACCCUUAUUUUAUACUAUUAACAGUCAUAGUACUGAGAAUCACAGUCAGUCUAAAAACAACAUCAUUGUAACAUAACCCUAUGGAAGGAUAUAGUAUAUAAUACUGGAUCAUGAUGACUUUGAGACUUUUGCCUAUGAAAACUAAUUUGGAUCUUUUGACUUUGGGUGGGCUGAUUGGCUGAAGAGUUGAACUUCCUGAUCUUCUUCCCCAGGGAGGAUCCAGCUGUGGGGACACGCCAUCGCCGUGGACUGGGCGGAGCCUGAAGUGGAAGUGGACGAGGACACCAUGGCAACGGUGAAAAUUCUCUAUGUGAGGAACUUGAUGCUGGCUACCACAGAAGAGACCAUUGAGAAGGAGUUCAACAGUAUCAAACCAGGCAGGUUCAGUUACAGUACAGCCGGAUAGUGUGUCACAUCUGGGUUCAACGACGAGUUUCUGUAUGUGACUGUGUGUUGUAAUGGGGUUAAUAUGCGGAUGUAUGUUAAUGAUCCACAGGUGCUGUGGAGAGAGUGAAGAAGAUCAGAGACUACGCCUUUGUCCAUUUCACCCAGAGAGAGGACGCGUUAAGCGCCAUGGACGCAGUGAAUGGAAAGGUGUGAUCUCUAACACGAUCUCUCUCACUGGCCUCUCUCUCGCACUGGUCUAUCCCAGGACAUGUAAUGUCAUGAUGACACAUGCUUUUAUCUAAAGUGACUCCCAGUUAACACAUAUUCAAUACAUGCAACUCAUGUGGGAAUCAAACUCACAUCAGUAUCAGGCUCCAGCCACUGAGCCAUCAGAACCAAGCAAUAUCACACAACAAUGCAUGAUCCAGCCACACAACCAUCCUCUACACUGAAUAGUUCCUAAAUGUCAACUCCUCCCCUAGCUGGUGGAUGGCUCUCCCGUGGAGGUGACCCUGGCCAAGCCGGUGGAUAAGGACAGCUACGUGCGCUACACCCGAGGUACAGGUGGCCGAGGUGGGGCCCUGCUCCAGGGGGAGUACGCCUACACACUGAGCCAGGUGUAUGACCCCUCAGCAGCCUACCUGGGGGCCCCCGUGUUCUACGCCCCACAGGCAUAUGCUGCAAUUCCUAAUCAGUUCCGCUUCCCCAGUGCCAAGGGGCAUGUGGGUGGCCGUGGCCUCGUGCGCACACCAUCGGUUAGAGGUGGGUACCCUCUCUCUGCUUCCUCUCCAUAGCCUAUCAGUGAGACACAGAUAGAUAUGGCCAUUAAUCUACCAAUCUUUGUCUUUGAGUACCUGAUUUGAUCAAUGGUAUCUGAUAUAAUCACUUGAGAUAUCCAAAUCCAACCAGCCUCGAUGGGUAUCUUCCAACAUCAACACUUCACUGAAAGAUUAAACUGAAAUUGCUUUGGUCUAAAUUGCAAUGAAUCGUUUGAAUCACAGCAUGCUAUAAAAUACUUGAUUCAAAUGUUAAACAAGUCUGGAGCCAAAUCCACAUUUUGCAAUGAUACAGUAUAUGUUAUUUCAUUAAUGUCUAUGUUUGAUCUCCUAAUAGAGAUAAGUUAUCAAUUUUCAUGCAUUUAGCACUAUUAUGCUGUCCUGAUUUAUUUAUAGUAGUAUGAGAUUUAGGAUGUCUGACUGUCAUUCAAAAUGUGCUCUCCAUGGCUGCAUAUUACAGUCUAGUGUGACAAGUGCAAACAUUCAAUCAAGUUGGAUUUGGGGGGAAUUGAACGUGUCGAAAAUGGAACCAUUGAAUGACUACCAAAAAAUCAAAAUAACGCCACAGCUUUAAGCAGUGAAAAUGAGAAUCACUGUACUGUGCCGGCCUGGAUGACACCAUAAUCAGUGUUUACGUAGUCUUGAUGGACCCCCAGGUGAUUUCUGGUGAUUUGAUUUGAUUUAAUGCCUUCUUGCAUUCCUAGAAAUUUACAUGAAUGUACCUGUAGGGGCAGCGGGGGUGCGCGGGAUGGGUGGUCGCGGAUACCUUGCCUAUGCAGGUGUAGGCCGAGGCUGUGCCACCUACCAGCUAAAGACAGACAAGCGCCCCGACGACAAGCUCUUUGACCUGCUGCCGGGCAUGGAGCUCACGCCCAUGAACCCUGUGUCUAUGAAGCCUCCCGGUAUCAAACAUGCGCCACAGGUACACACCUCCCAGACGAGGCAAUGCAUGAGAACUGCAUAAUGAGGAACAACAAAAAGACACACACACACACACUUACUUAUUAGCCCUAAAUAACAUAUUCAGAAUUCUGCUCACUCAAUAAUUGAAUGUUGCAGAACAACAAUGUCAUAUCAUUGAUUGAUCUAUGGAUAUGUAUUGAUUCAUGCAUCAUCUUCUAGAUCUUGGAGGACGUGUGUCAGAAGAACAACUGGGGGCAGCCAGUUUACCAGCUUCACUCUGCCAUCGGACUUGAUCAAAGGCAACUGUUCCUCUACAAAGUCACCAUUCCGGCUCUGGCCAACCAAUACCCUAAUGUGUAAGAAACACAGCCACUUUGGAGUCUACUGUACACACAUCCGUUACGUUUUCAGUAGUGGCUUCCUAUAUCGAAGGACCCCUUUGGAUAACGUAACCUUUUAAAGGAGAAGUUCACUUUUUUUAACCAAAUCUGUAUUUUGGAUGUAAAUGGCUUGUUACAGAAGUGCCCAGGCACUUUCUUUGCGAUUUCACUUGGUUUUGAGAAACGUAAUCCACCAGCGAUAAACUUCCUCAUGCUCGUUAAGCAGUUGCAAGGACACAGAUAAAACAUUAACACAGACUCCAAAAACACCCAGAUAUUGACCCUUUAGAAACAGCAACGGUCUCAGUAUAGUGAUGCAGGUCUUUAGAUGUUGUACACAUGAAAUUGUGUCAUUCCGAACUUUAUCCGCAACGUUAUAUUCCAUGUUAUGCAUGUUGUGUGUGCGACUCAAGCGAUACUUCUUCCGUGUAGCCCGCGCACACGGAAAGGUAGGCUAUAGCUCGAGUCACACAACAUGGAAUAUAACGUUGUGGAUGAAGUUCGUAAUGACACAACUGCUGAAUAAGCAUGAGGAAGUCUAUCGCUAGUGGGGUAGGUUUCUCAAAACCAAGUGGAAAACGCAAAAAGAGUGGCUGGGCACUUCUAUUACAUGCUAUUUGCAUUUACAACAUCAACUUCUCCUUUAACCUACUCUCCCUUUUCUUCCUCCCUUCUUUCCUUCCUCCAGGCAUCCGUUCACCCCAGCCAAGCUGUGUACAGCUAUGGAUGAGGCCAAGGUUCAUGCUGCGGAGCAUGCCCUGCAGACCCUGGGGCUGCAGACAGAAGGCGCUGAGGCUUCCUCUGCAGCAGCAGCUGCAUUCCCAGGUAUGUUGUAAAGGUCCAUAAGACUAACCAUCAUCCAACCCUUUCUCUACAGUAGGUCGCUAGCCUAGAACCACAUAAAGGUAUACACUACAAAUACUAACCAAACCAAAAGGCAGUUCAUUAAUUACAUAUGCUGGCAAGUGCGAGUUUGUGAUAGGUUCUAGAAAACAUUUAUCAUACACACAAUAACAGCAAGAUAUGAGAUGAAACAACUUAAACUUAUUAAUUUGAAUGGUCAUUCAAUCCACGUCCUUUCUCCUGAUCUGCAGGUUACACAAUAGCGAACACCUCAGCCUCAGUAGCUGCCUCCCAGCUCAAACAGGCUGUCGCCCUGGGCCAGGACCUGACAGCAUACGCUACCUACGAGGGAUAUCCGGCCUUCGCCGUGGCAACCCGUGGAGACGGUUAUGGAGUGUUCUAAAUUCUAGGGCCAUCCUGGAUCUUCAUCUCAGUCACCAGCAUUCUUUCUUAGUAUAUACAUUCUCAGACUGUGUAAAACUAUGUAGUAUCCAUUAUGUAAAUGUCAUUUGAUUGUGUUGAUCUAUUUAGUGGUAGAGGACCACAAUUAAAUGUUAUAGAGUUAGCAAAUUGUCAGAAGUAGAUUGUUUAUGAUGUAGUUUAUCAUUAUAUUGACAGCCAAGUCUUUUUUCAACUCAUUAUUUUUAUGACACAGCUGCUGGUUCAUAGUGAUGGACUAGUGGUUUCCUUUGACCCAAUAGAGGUUGUGGUGUCCCUUUCAAGUUUAUUCAAUUUUCCCUAAAAGUCUUCUUUACAUUUCCUCAUAAAUCAUUGAUAGAAAUAGAGUUUGCAAAUGUCAGGGAUACCAUUUCUGCCAUAGUUUCAAUGGUGACCUUUAAUUUCUACCUACAUGUGCUGCAAGUGCCUUUUGAUGUUGUUGCACAGUUGUACAUUGUUAGACUAAAAACACUGGCGUGGGUUUAUUUAUUUUGUGCUAUUUGUGUGUCAGUAUUUACAAACGCACACACAGAAUUUGUUUCCCUCUCUUUUCCGAUGUUAUAGUGUGCAGAAAAUGAAAACCAUCCCCAAGCUGUGAAGCUGAACUGCCUAUUUUAAUAUUUUAAGGUUUUGUUGUCUAUGGAAGUCUGUGCAAACGUGUCUGUUUUAGUCAUGGGAUAUUUAUUGUCAAAAUGUCUGAUUUUACAUUGGAGUGUUAGCUAUGGACAAUCAUCUUGGACAGAGAUUGAUGUCAUUCUAUUUUGCUUAUUUUCCUUAUUACUUCACACCCAACCUAGGCCUGUGAACAUGGACAUUGGAAGUGUGAACACACUUAUCAGGGCACAAAACAACACUGAUAAAUAUGAAAAUGCCUAAGCAGUGACAGUAUUAAAGUGUGUAUAGCACUUAGAACAUAUUUUUAUACCAGAAAUCCAACACUAUUUGUAUAGUUAUAUUGUUUUUGGAUAUUUCAAAAUCUCUGUGCCUCAGUAAUUUAUCUUAAAUCCCAUAAAAGCAAAUCGUAAAGGGGUGAAAAAUACAAAUCUGAAAUGUAAGGAGAAAUGGGUACACUUUUGUGAAACUACAUGUGGUACUGCUUGGGUAAUUAUAACGUGUCAUGAACUGUAAUUGCCCAUGAUAAAUAAACAAAUUGCAUUUUGAGAA
Molecule: messenger RNA, 6431 nt
Organism: Coregonus sp. 'balchen'
Lineage: Eukaryota; Metazoa; Chordata; Actinopteri; Salmoniformes; Salmonidae
Source: the annotation of a GenBank genome assembly